AUGAAUGAGGACGCGCAUGCGCAGAGCGCUCCCUCCCGGUCACCUUCCCCGGCGCUGCCCGUCCCUGUGCGCACGCGCGCCCGCCACCUCCCUCCUCCUCCCGCGCCUGCGCGCUGUGGGCGGAGCCGUGGUCGCGCCGCGCAUGAGCAGUGCGAGCGCCGGCCGGAGGCGCAAGGGGGGGGCUCCGCCAUGUACCGGCAGGGCCGGGCCGCAGCCGCCGCCGCCGCCGCCGCCCGGCUCCGGGCCUGGCCCCGGCCUGAGCGCCCCGCGCAUGAGCAGCUGCCCCCUCGCCGCCGGUACCGAGCGCGCCCGCAGGACCUGGCGCCCCCCGGUGGCCACGUCCCGGCCCUGCAGCCGCCGCCGCCGCCGCUGUCGCUGUCCCCACCGGAGGGGCUCGGCGGCGCCUUCACCACCGUGGACGGGCGGAGCGAGGACGACAUCGCGGUGCGGGACGGGCCGGGGGCCUCCGCUCUGCUCCUGCUGCGGGGCUCCAACGGAACCGCACCCCGCGCUCCCCGCCAGCCCCCAUCCAUGGAGGAGCACUUGGCCGUCAUGCACCAGAAGCUGCAGCACGAGCUCCCCAAUUUCUUCCUCAAGAUCCCCGAUUACGGCCUCUACUCCCACGACGUGGAGUUCAUCAACCACCUCCUGCACCUGCACACGCGGGGCCGGCCCAUGUACCAGGUGGCGGUGGCGCUGUGCCGGGCGCUGGCCUGGGGGUACUUCGCCAGCCUGAGGCUGGAGGUGCUGGCGCUCACCCGGCACCCCGAGGACUGGAGCAUCCGGGCCCGCUGGCGCCUCACGGGGCUGCCCCUGCACCUCUGCAUGCUGCGCUUCUACCGGAGGGACAAGGCCACCCUGCUGCGGUCCUACGACGCCUUCUCCACCUUCUUCCUCAACUCGCAGGGGCUCAUCCGCUGCCACCGCGUGGACAAGCUGAUGCCGGCCCCGACGCCGCUGGCCCAGGACAAGAAGCUGUUGGUGGCCGCCGCGGUGGCCGCGCUCUCGGCACCGGUGCCACCACCGGUGCCCCCCCUGCACCUCGCUAUGAAGCCCUCCUCGGCCACCCCGGGGGACCCCUGA
Neopsephotus bourkii (Bourke's parrot) is the source of this 1083-nucleotide messenger RNA. RefSeq names its product chromosome unknown C6orf136 homolog (gene CUNH6orf136). The record is from RefSeq and is a predicted model, not a curated record. Bases 1 to 1083 code for a protein of 360 amino acids. NCBI's taxonomy places the organism in Eukaryota, Metazoa, Chordata, Aves, Psittaciformes, Psittacidae. The transcript is spliced from 6 exons.